AAAGAAAACUCCAAAAGUAAACGGACUCUCCACCAGCCGGCUGCAGGGCGGGAGGGGGCUUCCUGCCCACCCCGGAGACCCUCGCAAGCGCCGGGCUGCGGGCUCCGCCCCGGGAAGCCUCAACCUGGGGCCGGGCAGCGGCGCUCAGCUGGGAGGAGGAGCCGCGGAGGAGGCUGCCUGCCCAGCCGGCCAGAAGCUCCGCGCCGGGGUCGGCUGGUCCAGGCGGGCGGAGCGACCCGGCGCAGCGCCUCCCGGAACCGGCCGGUCGCCACCAUGGCCCGCCUGCUCCUGCCGCUCUUGCUCCGCCAGGCGCCCGCAGCCUUCGCCGGCCGGAGCGGGACGCGGCGCUGCAGCCUCGGUGCCUGCGCUUCCUAUCGCCUCCGGGACGGCGUGCACCCUCUCUGGCAGAGCCCGAUUACCAUCCCGGGAGGCAGCCGCCAGUCUCCGAUCAAUAUCCAGUGGCGAGACAGCGUUUAUGACCCUCACCUGAAACCCUUGGAAAUCCGCUACGACCCGGACACUUGUCUCCACAUGUGGAACAACGGAUACUCUUUCCUGGUUGAGUUUGAGGACACCACAGAUAAAUCAAUCAUAACGGGAGGUCCCUUGGAGAACAACUACCGGCUGAAGCAGUUCCAUUUUCACUGGGGGGCCGUCAAUGAAUGGGGCUCCGAGCACACCGUGGACUGCCAGGUGUUCCCAGCUGAGCUGCAUUUAGUUCACUGGAAUUGCUGCAAAUUUGAAAGUUUCGAAGAAGCUCUAAUGGACGAGAACGGUUUGGCUGUCAUCGGCGUUUUUUUGAAGCUUGGAGCCAAUCAUAAUGGCCUGCAGAAAUUAGUAGAUGCCUUGCCGUCCAUUAAAUACAAGGAUUCUCUGGUUGAACUGGAAGAGUUUGAUCCUUCCUGCUUGUUGCCUUCAUGUCCGGAUUAUUGGACUUACUCGGGAUCUCUGACCACCCCUCCGCUUUCAGAGUCGGUCACCUGGAUCAUCAAGAAGAAAGCCAUUGAGGUCGAUGAAGACCAGCUCGAGGUCUUUCGGAUGCUGCUCUUUAGUCAGGCUGGAGAAGACGAGAAGAGGAUGGUGGACAACUUCCGUCCCCUGCAGCCCAUCAUGGAUCGAACAGUCCGCUCCUCCUUUCCAAAGCGCUUCUGGCAGGACAUGGAAAAGCCGUUGGAGGACCAGAUGUUCCGUGCCCAUGAGCAAGGGCGCCUUCAGGACACUCUGCAUCUUUAAGAAGCUAAAUGUUAUUAUCUGCGCCUGAAAAGUAGUUUAGCAUCAAGCUGAGGACAAGAUCCGUGGUUUCAAAGGGGCCAAGAGAUUUCUGGUCCUUCCCUCUUCCAAAAGACUGUGCUUGUAGUGUGAGAACCGCUUGGGCUCUUCUCCCAAUAACAGAUCAAAGCACCAGUUAGGACUUCAAGCCUCACCUCUGCUCUCCAGGUGUUUCUCCAUCAGCAGAUGCUGCCUUGCAGGAGCUGAAUAGUUGGGUAAGGCCUCUCCGAGGACCUCUGAGGAACCAGGACUGUUCACUGAGAGGGAAUUUAUACAAUUUGACAAGGGCAGGAAUUUGUUUUGGGUGCCAAGCUACUUUGACCCAGAUGCCAGGAUUAUAACAACCUAAAUUGCCAAUUGUUCUGGGAAUUAUAGUAUUAAUGCACCUGAUGGUGUAACUUUAUAGCAGUUCCUCUCCUUCCCCAGCAAUUUUUCUGUCUCUGUACAUACAAGAGGCUGGGAGUUAUUUGGGAUCUAGGAAAGAAGUGGAAAACCUAUUCUGUUUAAAUCAGCAGAUUUGAAUGGAUUUUGGGCUCUGAAACAACCAGGCGCACUUAGAAGGAAAUACCUAACAUAGGCACGAUAUACAUUACAAGGAAACAUGAUAGGAUUCAUUUCCUAACCUAAAUAUGUGUGUGUACUUGCUGAUACAUGAAACCUGCCAGAUUGUAAAUAUGCAAUUUUUUUUCAUUCUGUAGCACUUUAAAAUAGCCUUUAAAACACAAACUCUAGGUAGAACCUGCACAGUGCCUGACCACCUGCACAGUGGAAGACAAUCAAUCCCCUGUAGCAGCUUGCUAAACCUUCAUUUGAGGUUAGUGAGUACACAAUUGCUGCCAUAAGUGAUCAGGGGCAUUCAAAACAGCCACAUAGGAGGACUUGUGGGUUAACAACCUUAACGUGUGUGUAUUGAAGCAGGAAUAAAUCCACAGUACUUUCACGCCUUACAACAUAGCUUCUCAGGCUUGACGAUUUUAAGACGUGACUUUCUUCUUUUUCAUAUCAGAGUUUUUUGUAUCUCCUAAGUCCUUUUUCCUCUUCAUGUAAAAGAAUCGGAAUAGGUGGCCUGAGAGAUGGAUGGAUCUAUUUGGCGUUUAUAAAAAAGGUGCAGAAAGGAAGCUUACGCUGUUACGCAUCUUUAUAAUAAAUACGAAGUUUUCUCUC
Pantherophis guttatus is the source of this 2433-nucleotide messenger RNA. RefSeq names its product carbonic anhydrase 5A (gene CA5A). Gene Ontology annotation, cellular component: mitochondrion; cytoplasm. Lineage: Eukaryota; Metazoa; Chordata; Lepidosauria; Squamata; Colubridae. The record is from RefSeq and is a predicted model, not a curated record. Gene Ontology annotation, molecular function: zinc ion binding; carbonate dehydratase activity.